AUGAUUCUUGAACGAUCGGUCGGAAGCAACAAGGAGUGGUCAGAAAAACUAAAUGAUGCGUUGUGGGCAUUUCGAACCGCCUUUAAAACACCUAUUGGUACUACACCUUAUAGGUUAGACUUUGGUAAGAAUUGUCAUUUUCCGGUUAAAAUUGAACACAAGGUGUAUUGGGCUUUGAAGACUUGUAAUUUUGAGUUAGCCAAAUUACGAACCAAUCGUCUAAUGCAAAUGAAUGUCCUAGCAGAAUUUCGAAAUGAAGCUUAUACAAGCUCAUUGAUCUACAAAGAUAAAACCAAGAAAUGGAAUGAUUCUAGGUUGAGAGGACGUAAGGAAUUUCAAGAAGGGAAAAAGGUUCUCCUUUUCAAUUCAAGAAUGAAGUUUUUUCCCGGGAAAUUACAGACAUGA
Molecule: messenger RNA, 405 nt
Organism: Lactuca sativa (garden lettuce)
Lineage: Eukaryota; Viridiplantae; Streptophyta; Magnoliopsida; Asterales; Asteraceae
Molecular function (GO): nucleic acid binding
Source: RefSeq, a predicted model, not a curated record